Molecule: messenger RNA, 818 nt
Organism: Vombatus ursinus (common wombat)
Lineage: Eukaryota; Metazoa; Chordata; Mammalia; Diprotodontia; Vombatidae
Gene: ARL9
Product: ADP ribosylation factor like GTPase 9
Exons: 4
Coding region: 1-786 (261 amino acids)
Molecular function (GO): GTPase activity; GTP binding
Source: RefSeq, a predicted model, not a curated record
AUGGCCAGCCGCAGCGUGAGGGUGGUGGGGCUGGCGGCCGCGGCGGCUGCGGUGACAGGAGGGGUGAUCUACGUCGUGUGGAGCUACGUGUCCUCCCCGCGCCCCACGGCCGAGCCAGAGUUGUCCCGACCACAAAUAGGGGAGCCUCGGGCUGCUUCUCCUCCGCAAAUGGGGAGGAGAAAGAAGAAAGAAAUGAUUGUAGUGGGGGAAAAAGAGGACGAGAGCAGCACCUCAACUGUACCAUCCCAGAAGCAGUCACAGGAGAAAGCACAAAAUAAGCAAGUCCUAGUGCUGGGUCUGGAUGGAGCAGGAAAGACCAGUGUCCUCCACACCUUAGCUACAAAUAAAGUCCAGCGUAGCGUUGCUCCCACCCAGGGCUUCAAUGCAGUGUGCAUCAACAAUGGAAACAUGCAGAUGGAGUUCCUGGAGAUUGGUGGCAGUGAGCCUUUCCGCUCUUAUUGGAAGAUGUACCUCUCCAAGGUUCUGGUGUUGAUUUUUGUGGUGGACUCAGCAGAUCACGGACGAUUAUCUGAUGCCAAAGAACAUCUCCAUCAGCUGAUCCAAAAAGGUCCAGCCCUUCCUCUAGUUGUUUUUGCAAAUAAACAGGAUCUUGAAGAUGCAUAUAGUAUCACAGAUAUUCAUGAGGUUUUGGGAUUAUCUGAGAUUGGAGAUGAUAGAAAGUUGUUCCUGUUUGGAACCCACAUAACCCAGAAUGGCACAGACAUCCCCUCCAGUAUGCAGGAUGCACGAGAACUUAUAGCCCAGCUGGUGUCAGAAGCUCAGUGACCAGUGACCUCCAGUGUCUGUCGGCCCUUAUA